GUGGGGGGAAGAGGGGACAUCAGAUUGAGAGCGCGUGUUUCUGCUGGUCCCAGCUCCUCAUUCUCCCUCACUCCCAGGCACUGAACAGCACCCAGGGGCACACCCCCUCCCACACGCCUUCUCUUCUUCUGACUUCGGUCUGGCUUCCCUCCUCCUCACCGAAAUAUUCCUACAUUCCCCAGUGUACAGGAGGAGGGGAGGGGGUGACCCUCACGUUUGUAGCACUUCCACCGGGCAAAUCCAAAGAAGGGAGUCAGACAAAAGUAAGGGAGGGGGAAGAUCUUUCCUCAUUCCAGAAAGUUUAGUGCCCCUCUCUACCCGCACUGCAGGGGGGUUGAACCAGCAAUGUGCCCUUCCCUGAAGCUCUUUUCCCCUCCUCUGGACUAAGAGUGGAGUAUUGAAAGAGAGAAGGGGAGGAGGGGGUGGUGGCGGAGAGGAGUCCUGCAACAUCUGUAAAACUUGGACGAGGAGGAGGAGGAGGAGGAGGAAAGGAGAGACAGAGAGAGAGGAAGGCGAAAGGGACAACUUUUCCAACACAGGAUGAAAGUCCUGGACAGACCUAUCACAGAGAGAGAAGAAACGCAAUCACAAUGCAGCCACAAGGUGGGCAAGGCCUCAGUAAAAUCAGUGAAGAGCCUUCAACAUCUAGUGAGGAAAGGGCCUCAUUAAUAAAGAAGGAGAUCCAUGGAUCUAUAUCGCACCUUUCUGAGCCUUCUGUACCUUAUCGUGGGACGGUUUUUGCAAUGGACCCCAGGAAUGGUUACAUGGAUCCUCAUUAUCAUCCGCCUCACCUUUUUCCAGCAUUCCACCCUCCUGUGCCAAUUGAUGCAAGACAUCACGAGGGACGUUACCAUUAUGAACCAUCUCCCAUUCCUCCACUGCAUGUGCCUUCUGCCUUAUCUAGUAGCCCAACAUACUCAGAUCUUCCGUUCAUUAGAAUUUCCCCACACAGAAAUCCGGCUGCAACAUCAGAAUCUCCCUUCAGCCCUCCUCACCCUUACAUUAACCCUUACAUGGACUACAUCCGAUCACUGCACAGUAGCCCGUCUCUGUCCAUGAUCUCGGCAGCCCGUGGACUCAGCCCUACAGACGCUCCACACGCUGGAGUCAGUCCAGCUGAAUAUUACCAUCAGAUGGCUCUAUUGGCAGGUCAGCGCAGCCCAUAUGCAGACAUUAUUCCUUCAGCUGCUACUGCAGGAGCUGGCGCCCUUCAUAUGGAAUACCUUCACGCCAUGGAUAGUGCCAGGUUUCCGAGUCCAAGGCUGUCAACUAGACCAAGCCGAAAGCGUACGCUGUCCAUAUCGCCCCUGUCUGAUCAUAGCUUUGACCUUCAGACCAUGAUACGGACAUCUCCAAACUCCUUGGUCACAAUUCUCAAUAAUUCCCGUAGCAGUUCUUCCGCUAGUGGUUCCUAUGGCCAUUUAUCUGCAAGUGCAAUAAGUCCUGCUCUGAGUUUCACUUACCCUCCCACACCAGUAUCCCUCCAGCAAAUGCAUCAGCAAAUUAUAAGUCGUCAGCAAACCCUAGGUUCGGCCUUUGGACACAGCCCUCCACUCAUCCAUCCUGCCCCAACUUUUCCUACCCAGAGACCUAUCCCAGGCAUCCCUAGUGUCCUGAACCCUGUCCAAGUCAGCUCUGGUCCUUCCGAGUCCACGCAGCAGAAUAAACCCACAAGUGAAUCUGCAGUGAGCAGCACCGGGGAUCCAAUGCACAACAAGCGUUCCAAGAUAAAACCAGAUGAGGACCUUCCCAGUCCAGGUGCAGGAAACAUGCAGGAACAGCCAGAAGGAAUGACCCUUGUAAAGGAGGAAGGGGACAAAGAUGAAAGCAAGCAGGAGCCCGAAGUGGUCUAUGAGACGAACUGCCAUUGGGAAGGCUGUUCACGAGAGUUUGACACGCAGGAACAGCUAGUGCAUCAUAUAAACAAUGAUCAUAUACAUGGAGAGAAGAAGGAGUUUGUGUGCCGAUGGCUGGAUUGUUCCCGGGAGCAGAAGCCGUUCAAAGCCCAGUAUAUGUUGGUGGUACACAUGAGGAGACACACAGGGGAAAAGCCACACAAAUGCACUUUUGAAGGUUGUACAAAGGCCUACUCCAGACUAGAAAACUUGAAAACCCACUUGAGAUCUCACACUGGAGAGAAACCAUAUGUGUGUGAACAUGAGGGCUGCAACAAAGCAUUCUCUAAUGCCUCCGAUCGAGCCAAGCACCAAAACAGGACUCAUUCCAAUGAGAAACCAUAUGUUUGCAAGAUACCAGGCUGCACAAAGCGCUACACAGACCCCAGUUCUCUCCGGAAACAUGUGAAGACUGUGCAUGGCCCCGAGGCACAUGUCACCAAGAAGCAGCGUGGAGAUAUUCAUCCAAGGCCUCCACCACCAAGAGACCCAGGCAGCCAUUCUCAAUCCAGAUCACCAGGCCAGCAGACUCAGGGUGCAAUUGGCGAGCAAAAGGACCUCAGCAACACUACCUCAAAGCGGGAAGAAUGCCUCCAAGUGAAAGCUGUCAAGUCAGAAAAACCAAUGACAUCUCAGCCAAGCCCUGGUGGUCAGUCUACAUGCAGCAGCGAACAGUCCCCCAUCAGCAACUAUUCCAACCAUGGGAUCGAGCUUAAUCUGACCAGUGGAGGUAGUGUAGGAGACCUCAGUGUCAUUGAUGAAACCCCAAUCAUGGACUCUACCAUUUCCACAGCAACCACAGCACUUGGCUUACAGGCCAGAAGGAACAUGACAGGGACCAAAUGGAUGGAGCAAGUCAAAUUAGAAAGGUUGAAACAAGUUAAUGGAGUGCUUCCAAGACUGAAUCCCAUUCCACCUUCAAAAGCCCCAACCUUGCCACCUCUCAUAGGAAAUGGUAUCCAGUCAAGCAGCAGCUGCAGUUUAGGAGGAUCCAUGACUAUUCUACCCAACAGAAAUGAAAUUUCAAGUAUGGACAUCACAGUGUUAAACAUGCUGAACAGGAGGGACAGCAGCACCAGCACAAUUAGUUCCGCCUACUUGAGUAGCCGUAGGUCCUCUGGAAUUUCACCUUGCUUUUCCAGUCGGAGAUCCAGUGAUGCUUCCCAAGCUGAGGGAAGGCCUCAGAACAUGAGUGUCGCCGACUCCUAUGACCCCAUCUCGACUGAUGCCUCCAGGCGAUCCAGUGAAGUGAGUCAGUGUGAUGGCCUGCCAAGCCUACUCAGCCUCACCCCAGCCCAGCAAUACAGGCUGAAAGCUAAAUAUGCAGCAGCUACUGGUGGACCCCCACCAACUCCACUGCCUAACAUGGAGAGGAUGAGCCUCAAAACAAGGAUGGCGCUGUUGGGUGAUUGCAGGGAGUCUGGAGUAUCUCCUCUGCCUCCAGUAAAUGCUCCUCGUAGAUGUAGUGAUGGUGGGGCAAAUAGUUAUAACAGGAGGCAUUUUCUGGCUCAUGAUGUGCUGGGAAAUGGGACAAGGAGAGCCAGUGAUCCAGUAAGAAUGGUUUCCGACAACCUUUCUCUGCCUAGAGUCCAGCGAUUCAACAGUCUUAAUAGCUUUAACCCUCCUGUUUUGCCUCCAUCUAUGGAAAAGCGAAACUUUAUUCUUCAGAACUAUACCCGCUCUGAUGGCGGCCUGUUCCGUAACACCUACUCCCCAUGUCCUCCAAGUAUCAGUGAGAAUGUUACCAUGGAGGCUGCUACCAUGGAAGCGGAUGGUGGUCUAAAUGAUGAGGAUCUCUUGCCAGAUGAUGUGGUUCAGUAUUUGAAUUCCCAGAACCAAAGCAUGUAUGACCAUUUGCCAAACGAUGUCCUGGACAAUAACAAAGUGCAUCACGGGUCAGCAAUAGGGAAUAACAACUUUCACCAGGCCCCUUCACCAAACAGUCAACAGACCAGCUCUGAAGCAAACAAAAGCGACCUGCCAAUCCAGUGGAAUGAAGUAAGCUCAGGAAGUUCUGACUUGUCUCCUUCAAAAAUGAAAUGUGGUCCACGCUCGGCAAUCCAACAAACUCGAGCUUUUGGACUAUAUAACAAUAUGAUGGUCCAGCAGCAGAACCUGGAGAGAAAUGGUAUGGGCCAACAAAAUGGCUAUCAACAUCUUGUGGAAAACAGCAGCUCUUACAAUUUACAUCAGAACAUGAUUAUCAGCAACAACACCACCAGUAACUCUUUCAACAUGCAGGCAAAUAAGGCACAGCCAUAUGGUGAAAGCAUCACCAGACAACCAAUGAUUUCUGGGGCAAUGGACAGUUCCUGUGGCAUAGUGAUUCAAGGGCAGAAGUUGAGGAACAACAGCAUGCUAAUAAACAAGAGUCAGCAAAACUUUGGCCAUCCCAUGGUGCCAGGUGAGCAAUCUGUCAGUAUGGCUAAUGGGAUGCAGAGUAGAAAUACGAUAGAACAGGAAUACCUGCAGAAUCAGCCAAUAGGGGAAGGCAUUCAUUAUCAGGGAGUCAAUCAAACCAAUCAAAUGAUGUUAGGGCAGGUUAGUCCUACCUCACAAAUGAGCCUUUGUCAAGGGCCACAGAGUUCUCCACCAAUGCCUCACAACAUUGGAAAUCAGCAAUCAGGUUUGGUGGUGACAAAGAGUUACCAGCCAUGUGCCAACUAUGGAGGCAACAGACGGCAAAACAUGCUGAGAAACAACCUGGCACAACAGCAAGGAUUUAUAAGUGAUGCAAACCAGACAUACAGGGUAAAUGGCAUUAAGAUGGAGAUGCAAGGUCAAUCACAACAGUUCUGCUCUAAUAUGCAGAAUUACUCUGGUCAGUUAUAUGACCAAUCCAUGGGCUUUACUCAGCAAGCUAUGAAAACAGGUUCUUUCUCUAUUUCGGAAGCUAACUGCCUGCUGCAGGGGACUGGUAUUCCAAAUUCGUCUGAGCUUCUUUCCCCAGGGGCUAACCAGGUGACAAGCACAGUUGACAGCAUUGACAGCAACAGCCUAGAAGGUGUGCAGAUUGAUUUUGAUGCUAUCAUAGAUGAUGAGGACCAUGCCAGCUUAAUUUCAGGAGCCCUGAGUCCGAGUAUCAUUCAGAAUCUCUCACACAAUUCUUCACGCCUCACCACUCCCCGAGCAUCUCUUACAUUCCCAGCUAUGCCUGUGAGCACAACAAACAUGGCUAUUGGGGACAUGAGUUCUUUGUUGACCUCACUUGCAGAAGAAAGCAAGUUUCUUGCUGUUAUGCAAUAGACAUGGGGAAAAAAACUUAGGAGAUAACCGAUAAAAAGUGACUCAUUUUUUAGUUGUGUAUGUAUUUUAGCAAUCUCAUCUCACCUAAAUGGGAUGUGUUUCAAGUAUAUUCCUUUUAUGGAAUAAGGACUCUGAAAACCCUAA
Chrysemys picta bellii (western painted turtle) is the source of this 5285-nucleotide messenger RNA. RefSeq names its product GLI family zinc finger 3 (gene GLI3). Lineage: Eukaryota; Metazoa; Chordata; Testudines; Emydidae. Gene Ontology annotation, cellular component: nucleus. Gene Ontology annotation, molecular function: RNA polymerase II cis-regulatory region sequence-specific DNA binding; DNA-binding transcription factor activity, RNA polymerase II-specific. The record is from RefSeq and is a predicted model, not a curated record. Gene Ontology annotation, biological process: smoothened signaling pathway; regulation of transcription by RNA polymerase II.